Molecule: messenger RNA, 2487 nt
Organism: Piliocolobus tephrosceles (Ugandan red Colobus)
Lineage: Eukaryota; Metazoa; Chordata; Mammalia; Primates; Cercopithecidae
Gene: FOXD1
Product: forkhead box D1
Exons: 2
Coding region: 707-2107 (466 amino acids)
Biological process (GO): regulation of transcription by RNA polymerase II; anatomical structure morphogenesis; cell differentiation
Molecular function (GO): RNA polymerase II cis-regulatory region sequence-specific DNA binding; DNA-binding transcription factor activity, RNA polymerase II-specific
Source: RefSeq, a predicted model, not a curated record
UCGCGGGUGGGCUGCUGAGGUUAGGGAGGACUAAUUGAGGAGGCUGGGAAGUCUAACUCGUGCAGCGGCCCUCGGUGCAGAACGCCAGGUAAUUCUGGCAUCAGCCCCUUUGGCAGGAAAUAGUGAGGUCCCCCUCUCCUCCCAACUCUUCUCAGCUGCUGCCUCCCUCCUACGGGUGAAUUCUCUCUCCCGAACAGGGCUGAUUUCCUAGGCUUUCUUUCCUUCCCUCGGCAGCGCUCUGACGUGCAUACCAUGUGACAGGUCCCCUUCUGCUAUAAGCCGAGGAAGGUCCGCCCUCUCCUGGACUCAGCCCUGGCCUCGCCGAGCUCUGUUCCUAAACUCUCACCCGUCCCGCACGUUCUUGGGCGCCUGGCAUUCGGAUUCGCCCGCCCGGACCCCGCCACCCCCUCCUCAACCGACGGGGCAAAAGCUGCUCCGAGAGGAGAAGGUCAAGUGCUCCGCCCGGGACGGACGCGAGCGGAGCCCAGGGAGCGCAGCAUCCGCGGCGGCGCAGGAGUUACAAAGUCUGCGCGCGAGACUCCGCCGCCACCCAGCAGCCCCGGCGCAGCUCCGGCAGCCGCAGUCGCAGCACUCCCAGCGUGGCGCCCCCCGGCCGGGCCUGGCGCCCGGGACCAGGGCUGGGGCGCAGAGGGAACCCGGGGCCCGGCGACCCCAUGCGCCGCCCCACCGCCGCCGCGCCACAGCUAUGACCCUGAGCACUGAGAUGUCCGAUGCCUCCGGCCUCGCCGAGGAAACAGACAUCGACGUGGUGGGGGAGGGCGAGGAGGAAGACGACGAGGAAGAGGAGGACGACGACGAGGGCGGCGGUGGCGGGCCUCGGCUGGCUGUCCCCGCGCAGCGGCGGCGGCGGCGCUCCUACGCCGGGGAGGACGAGCUGGAGGAUCUGGAGGAGGACGACGACGACGAUGACAUCCUCCUGGCCCCGCCUGCUGGGGGCUCCCCGGCGCCCCCGGGCCCGGCCCCGGCGGCAGGGGCAGGAACCGGUGGGGGCGGCGGCGGCGCGGGCGGCGGCGGCGGCGGCGGCGGGAGCGCGGGUAGCGGCGCCAAGAACCCGCUGGUGAAGCCGCCGUACUCGUAUAUCGCGCUCAUCACUAUGGCCAUCCUGCAGAGCCCCAAGAAGCGGCUGACGCUGAGCGAGAUCUGCGAGUUCAUCAGCGGCCGCUUCCCCUACUACCGGGAGAAGUUCCCCGCCUGGCAGAACAGCAUCCGCCACAACCUCUCGCUCAACGACUGCUUCGUCAAGAUCCCCCGCGAGCCCGGCAACCCAGGCAAGGGCAACUACUGGACGCUGGACCCUGAGUCCGCCGACAUGUUCGACAACGGCAGCUUCCUGCGCCGGAGGAAGCGCUUCAAGCGGCAGCCGCUACUCCCACCCAACGCCGCGGCCGCCGAGUCGCUACUGCUGCGCGGCGCGGGAGCCGCAGGGGGCGCGGGCGACCCGGCAGCCGCCGCCGCGCUCUUCCCGCCUGCGCCGCCGCCGCCCCCGCAUGCUUACGGCUACGGCCCCUACGGCUGCGGCUACGGCCUGCAGCUGCCUCCUUACGCGCCGCCCUCGGCCCUCUUCGCUGCCGCCGCGGCCGCCGCAGCCGCCGCCGCCUUCCACCCGCACUCGCCCCCGCCGCCCCCGCAGCCGCAUGGCGCGGCCGCCGAGCUGGCCCGGACCGCGUUCGGCUACCGGCCGCACCCGCUCGGCGCCGCCCUGCCCGGCCCCCUGCCGGCCUCCGCGGCCAAGGCGGGCGGCCCGGGCGCCUCAGCGCUGGCGCGCUCGCCUUUCUCCAUCGAGAGCAUCAUCGGGGGCAGCUUGGGCCCGGCCGCCGCUGCCGCCGCCGCCGCGCAGGCCGCCGCCGCGGCUCAGGCCUCGCCCUCGCCCUCGCCAGUGGCUGCGCCGCCCGCGCCCGGAUCCAGCGGAGGAGGCUGCGCAGCGCAGGCGGCCGUGGGCCCGGCGGCCGCGCUUACCCGCUCCCUCGUGGCCGCCGCGGCCGCCGCCGCUUCCUCCGUCUCCUCGUCCGCCGCCCUGGGGACUCUGCACCAAGGGACUGCCCUGUCCAGUGUCGAGAACUUUACUGCUAGGAUAUCCAAUUGUUAAUAACGCUAUGUUAGCGCGCUCGAGGAAGAAGGGAGAAAACGGACUCUCGCGGGCUCAAAUGAAGUUCUCUCCCCUACCCCCGCCCCCAGUUAAAUGUUUGAAGGAGGUUAAACUCUCUCACCCUCAAACUUACCCCUAAAUCGAUAAUACAAGUUGAAAUAUUGUUAGACCAAAGUCUUGUAUACAAAAGUUACUUUUACUCUAGCCCGGUUAAGAGAGAGGAGUCAUUGAAUCCGAGAACGUCUGGACUCCACGCGCCGCCUCGGGUGGAGAGGCGUUGGCAGGCGGAAUCCAAACGCCACAGACACUGCUGGCGCGCCUGGUAGCCUUCUGUAAUGCAUGCAUCUGAAAUUUAGAUCUGAAAAUAGUUACAAAGAGAG